AUGUUCUUCGUGCGUGCGCGCGCACGCCGGAAACAACAACAACAGGCGUUCGUUGACGUGGCUGUGAGCUUCAGUAACACACUAGAGUUGGACGAAUCCAUCCUGACUGCGAGCAAUGUACUGACGCAAAGUGUCAAUAGUAUCGUCAACGUCGCAGUCAGUAUCAUUAACGUCGCACUCAGUAUCGUCAACGAGUCAGUAUCGUGCCAAUCACGUGCUCAUCACGUGCACAUCACCUUGUUACAGACGACGAAAGAGGAGGAGUUUGACGUCGAUGCGGCUGCGGCGAGUCUGAGCGGACUGACGGAGGACACGGACGAACUGACUGCCAUCAGUAUAAGCUACAUUGCCGACGUCAUCGACAACAUAGUUAGCAUAAAGGUUUUACACCUGCUGCGCCCAUUAUAUAUUCAGCUACCAGGCGAGAAUGACGGGAAACCGACGUGCGUGUUCUGGGAUCACGUGGCCCGCGACGGCGUCGGUGAUUGGUCGGAAUCGGGCUGCUGGGGCGGUGACGUGCGUGAUGGAAAGUUCGUCUGCUACUGCGAACACUUGACCAACUUCGCCGUUCUGCUGGACGUGAACGUGGAGCUGACGGUGCCGGACGUGCAUGCGCGCAUUCUCAGCAUCAUCAGCAUUGUCGGCUGCGUCAUGUCAAUCGUCGGUCUCUCCUGCACGAUCCUCACCUUCGCCAUGUUCAGGAAAGUGAGGACGGGCAAAUCACAGCUGACGCUGCUCCACCUGGCGGUGGCGCUGCUGUGCUUGCUUGUCAUCUUUCUCGUCGGCAUCGAGUUGACGGAUAACUACGUCGGCUGCGUCGCCGUGGCUGUGCUGCUGCAUUACUUCACGCUUGCCGCCUUCAUGUGGAUGCUGGUGGAGGGCUUCCUGCACUACCUGCGCUACGUCAAGGUGCUGGGAACGUACGUGCCAGGAUUCAUGUGGAAGGCUUGCCUGCUGGCCUGGGGGCUACCUCUGGUGUUGGUCGUGAUCAUGCUGGCCGCGGACAGUUCGCUGUACAAAGGCAGCGAUUUAUAG
Messenger RNA from Priapulus caudatus, 1035 nucleotides. Its product is annotated as adhesion G-protein coupled receptor G2-like. Gene Ontology annotation, cellular component: membrane. Lineage: Eukaryota; Metazoa; Priapulida; Priapulimorpha; Priapulimorphida; Priapulidae. Gene Ontology annotation, biological process: G protein-coupled receptor signaling pathway; cell surface receptor signaling pathway. Gene Ontology annotation, molecular function: G protein-coupled receptor activity. The transcript is spliced from 6 exons. The record is from RefSeq and is a predicted model, not a curated record. Bases 1 to 1035 code for a protein of 344 amino acids.